GGAUAACCACUCAAUUGAUGUUGAUACUGCUCUCUAUAUCGUUUCAGAACGUUACCCCGUCUCCCCCUGAUCCUGAGAGCCGUGGUGCUAAGCCGUUAGUCACCACCGAACUGCCCCUCCCUGACCACCUGCCAAAUCCAACACCUAGCUUAAACUCAUGCUCUCUUCAGUGAGUGAUUAUCGGGUGGCCUAUGCGCCCACUUAUCUUUAUCGCAUCGCAGA
Parathielavia appendiculata is the source of this 222-nucleotide messenger RNA. RefSeq lists its product as uncharacterized. NCBI's taxonomy places the organism in Eukaryota, Fungi, Ascomycota, Sordariomycetes, Sordariales, Chaetomiaceae. The coding region runs from base 18 to 173 and encodes 51 amino acids. The transcript is spliced from 2 exons. The record is from RefSeq and is a predicted model, not a curated record.